Messenger RNA from Durusdinium trenchii, 599 nucleotides. NCBI's taxonomy places the organism in Eukaryota, Dinophyceae, Suessiales, Symbiodiniaceae. The record is from the annotation of a GenBank genome assembly.
GCGACGUGGCCCUGCGGCUCCAGCGCGGCCCGCUGCUGGCGCUCCGCGCCACGGACCGCGCCUUCGCGGCGCUGCGGGCGGCGGGCGACGUCGUCACGUGGGGCGAUCCCGGCUAUGGUGGUUACAGCAGGUUGGUAGAAGAUCAGCUGCAGAAUGUGCGACAGCUGCAGUCCACCUUUGCCUCCUUUGCUGCCCUGCUGGCAGAUGGCCGUGUUGUGGCCUGGGGCGAUAGCCUUACUGGUGGUGACUGUCGAGUGGAGGAGAGCCGGCUACGAAAUGUUCGGAGUAUCCAGAGCUGUGAUGCUGCCUUUGCAGCUCUCUUGGCAGAUGGCACUGUGGUGACCUGGGGGUCUUCAUUUGCCGGCGGUGACAGCAGCGCGGUGCGCGCGCAGCUCUACGACGUGGAAGCGAUCCAAGCGACGCGGCAGGCCUUCGCCGCCCGGCGCCGCGAUGGCUCGGUGGUGUCCUGGGGAAGCGAAGACUACGGCGCCAGGCCGUCCGUGCUUCAAGACGUGGCGGAGUUGGCCGCCUCUUUCCGCUCCUUUGCGGCCAUUUUGCUGGAUGGUCGCGUGGUCACCUGGGGCCCCGCAGCACCAUGA